This is a messenger RNA of Oikopleura dioica, 1443 nucleotides long. NCBI's taxonomy places the organism in Eukaryota, Metazoa, Chordata, Appendicularia, Copelata, Oikopleuridae. The record is from the annotation of a GenBank genome assembly.
AUGGACGAAGAAAUGGACGACGACCUGGUCGGAGAAUACACGACAGAUCUAGACCUCGAGGCAGAAAUCGAAGCAUUCCUCGAAGACGACGACGAUUCGCCGGAAUCAUCGCUUCUCAAGCCGAUCUGGCUGGCGGAGCUAGAAUCAGCGCUCAACGAUGAAGUUUAUGAUGGGGAUAUUUUGAGGAGCAUCAUUGACUCGAAUUGCCUCCCAGAAGAGUUGAGACUGAAGAUUUGGCCGGCGCUUUUGGGAGUUCAUGGGAAAAGGUCGAAUUUCAGAAGAAGAAAAGAGCUCCUCCUUAAAUCGUGCGAAUCAUCUUCAAAUCCCGAACUUGCCUCCUCCAUUAUCGCUGAAUACUCCCAAUCUCGUGGCGUUCCACCAAAAUCCGAAUUCGCCACGAUUCUAGCGCCCUUUCUCGCUCUCGGACUUGAAGAUAACGUUGUCUACAAUUGCUUCUACGCAGCUGUGAGCAAAUUUCACCCGAGAGUGGAGAGAGAAACGAUCAGAUGCUACUUAGAUUUGCUUGUACAGUACUUUGAUCCAGAAUAUGCGAGACUGCUGCAGUCGAAGAAAUUGGAUUACAGUAAAGUUGCGUGCGAUUGGAUCGAUAAUAUGUUCGUCAAUUGUCUUGGAGACGAAACGCUCUUGUCUUUCUUUGAUCUAGUGUUCCAGUCUACCGACAAUCUGGUACUCAUAUUCACCGCACUGGUCUGUCUUAUGAACCGGCGAGAUAAUCCCGAGCUCGACAUCAAAGAAAUUCAACCAGACGAUCUGUCGGACCUUAUUCAACUGGCGCAGUUCUAUCAAAGCAAGACCCCCGCCAGUUUUUUGCAGCGCAUGCGCGAAGAAAUUCAAAAAGGAAAGAAGCCAAAAGAAGAUAUCAACGACUUUUUGGUUCUACCGGUUUCGGCGGAGCAAGUUGUAAAGGAUGUCCUUAACGCUACCGCUGGAGUUGUCCUAGACAUUCGCCCCGACGCCAAUUUCGAGCACUCCCAUCUGAUCGGCUCCCUACGUCUUUCCUGCUGUAUCCAAGAUGAGCUGAUGGAGAUGACUUCUUUACGAGCAUCAGUGGAUAAAUUCCACUGGAAUCUAUCAUCUGAAUUGAAGAAAGACGGCCUAGAGGUUGAUCUGCCGGACAUUGUGCUCAUUGGCAGAGACGACUCGGAUUCAACGCUGUUUACGGUGGCAAAUGAGCUGCUCAGAGUAGGUUAUGUUGGCGUAGCGGUUGUUGUUGGUGGAUUCAAAGCUAUUGUCAAAGAAAUCCAAAGCAUCGGCUCAGAAGACUUGCUUCUUUGGAGCAAUCCCGACAACCCAAUCCUCCCAAAUGCGCCGGACUCAAGCUUCGGCGGCUGGUUCAACCUAUCCACUGCUUUCAACACGCUAAACUCAACUCUCGAAAAAGUGCUCCAAUUCGACGAAGACGCCGUCGAUACAAAUUUUUAA